Molecule: messenger RNA, 2050 nt
Organism: Mucor mucedo
Lineage: Eukaryota; Fungi; Mucoromycota; Mucoromycetes; Mucorales; Mucoraceae
Product: kinase-like domain-containing protein
Exons: 4
Coding region: 63-1856 (597 amino acids)
Biological process (GO): peptidyl-serine phosphorylation; signal transduction
Cellular component (GO): cytoplasm; nucleus
Molecular function (GO): protein serine/threonine kinase activity; ATP binding
Source: RefSeq, a predicted model, not a curated record
GGACAACACAUCUUAAAUAAUACACUCAGUACAAUAGCCUUCUGUUAUACGUUUUUAAUAUAAUGACUAGCUCUUACCAUAUAAGACAGUCAAGACAGCCAGGUUCUUUAUCUCAUUCAGUUGACACGAGCUAUUUAAAAUCAACGCCGUGUAAUAAUUAUAAUAAUAAUGGCACUCUCGAAGGUUCUUCCUUCGACAGUACACGUACUGAUCUUAGUGCAAACAGUAGAGACGUCAUUAUUGGGGAACAAUGGCUUGUGCUGGGUAGAAUUGGUGAAGGCUCUUUUGGAGAAGUAUUUGAAGCGGAAGAUAUUGUAACUGGAAGACAUUAUGCUAUUAAAAGAGAGCCUCUCAAGAUGCAUCACCCUCAAAUUAAACACGAAAGUAUUAUUUACGAUGCCUUGGCUGGAGGACCGGGAAUACCUCAAUGCCAUUGGCAUGGUCAGCACGAAGGCUUUGACUGUAUUGUUAUUGAUUUACUAGGACCCAAUUUGAAUCAGCUGAGAGAAGUCACUAAAAGCUUUCCUAUCGAAGUGGUUGUAGACUUUGGCUGUCAAAUGUUGGCGAUUCUAGAACAUAUUCAUAAGCGUGGAUUAGUUUACAGGGAUGUAAAACCCGAUAACUUUUUGUUUUCGGCCAAGUGUUACUUGCCCGAAGUUGAAAUGAUUGAAAUUCCUGAUGAUCAUGGUAUGCCUCAUAUUAAAUAUGUUCAACCACCUUGUGAAGAAGUCUUUAGGAAAUGGAAUGAACCCCAUCCUAAAUUAUACGUGGUGGAUUUUGGCUUGACUACGUGGUGGCGGAAUCCCGCAACCGAUAAACCUUAUCCCGAGGCAAAAAAGAGCAUCAAGAAUAAAACAGGUACGGCCAGAUAUGCCUCGCUCAAUGUCCAUCGUGGUAAACCUCAUGCUCGUCGCGAUGAUAUUGAAAGUUUGGGUUAUUUAUUACUCGAUCUGAUUUUUGGUACUUUACCUUGGACUGGUAUUCAAGCACGUAAUUCUCGGGCUGGCUGGGAUAGAAUGCGUCAAAUCAAGGAAGACACCUUUAUGAGUGACCUCUGUGCUGGUUUGCCUCAAGGUUUUUUGGAAUUCAUUGAGCUUGCUCGGAAGAUCAAAUUUGCAGAAGAGCCGAAUUAUGAAUUGUUACAUCAAUUCCUUGAAGGCUCUAUCAAUCAAGGCAGAUAUUCUUCUAUUGUUAAAUCCCCUUUUGGUGGACAUACGGAACGUAAAUGGACUCAAGACAUUGAUAAAGAUUCAACACCGCUGACUCGCGAAGAUAUGCCGAAACCUAAUGUAAAUACGCGUAAUCAGUAUGAGCCUCAUCAUUAUACACCACCCCGACAAAGAAAAUCUUCUUACAGUCUUCCCAAGCAUGGAGACAAUGGUGUUUUUGCUAUGGAUGAUUUGGUAACGAACUUACCGCAUGUACAAGAACCUGCUCCUAGACCCCAAUUCGGCUCUCCAACACCACGUAAUACUGGAAAUCAGCAUGCUUCCAAGACAAGAGGAAAUAGUAAUGGUAUCAACAUCAACUAUAACAAUAAUCGACGCGCUAGUCGAGAAUAUGGACGUAGUAAUAAUCCUCAUGAACCUCCCAUCACCUCGGGACCUUCUUCAUUCCAAAAACUCAUCAUAAAAACGAGAAAGAAGCAAAAGCGGGUUGGAUGGAAUUCGCAUAAACACGAUGAUGCACCAUGGAUACCUGCAACGGAUUGGGAUCCAAAGCCUGUAGAGACGCACGAUAUGAUGGAUUCUCAUGCUGCUUGGGGAGAUAAUAAAGUUGGUGAUAACAAACCUACUUGGGGUAUUGAGGAGGAAGAAGGUUCUUGGGCUGCUAAAGUGGAUAAGCCUUGGGAAUAACCCUUAUUUUUUUGUUAUAAUUCUUAUUUUCUUUUUUCUGUAAAUAUUUUGAUCUGUUUAGUGUCAUAAAUACACUUUUUCUUUUUUCUUUAUUUUUUUUUUUUUUCGUUCUUUUUUUUUUUUUCAUUGGUUCAUUCAUCAUUUAAAAAUAAAAUAAAAACAUCUCCAGCAAGAUUAUUUAGUACUCCUGGGAG